Triticum aestivum (bread wheat) is the source of this 2642-nucleotide messenger RNA. Its product is annotated as probable serine/threonine-protein kinase DDB_G0279405. The coding region runs from base 249 to 2237 and encodes 662 amino acids. NCBI's taxonomy places the organism in Eukaryota, Viridiplantae, Streptophyta, Magnoliopsida, Poales, Poaceae. Gene Ontology annotation, molecular function: protein kinase activity; ATP binding. Gene Ontology annotation, biological process: protein phosphorylation. The record is from RefSeq and is a predicted model, not a curated record. The transcript is spliced from 17 exons.
CUGUAGUCUGAGCAAUUCCCCACAUUUCUACCGAGUUCACGAGUGAAAUCCUGGUCGACACUCGACACUCGGCAUCGGCUUCAAGGACGCGCCGUCGCCAGUCUGUCCAGCACCGCCGGUCAGCAGCAGCCCAGCCCGUCUGUCCCCGACGAGCCCCCGAACUCCAAUCCUCGGUGGGCAAGCAGGGGACGCCGCGGCUUCCACCGAGUUCCACAAGUCGCCAGGCCGUUUCCAGGAAAGGCAACGGAAUGGACGAUGCAUGUUCACGGCCAACGCUUAUGCCACUCGAUUUAUUACGAGAAAUUACUAAUGGUUUCUCCGAGGAGCGGAGACUUGGUAGCGGUUCGUUUGGAAAGGUUUAUGAGGGAGUGCUUCAAGACGGGAAAAAGAUAGCUGUGAAGAUGCUCUAUGAUAUGCCCGGACUCGACGAUGAGCAAUUUAAGAACGAGUUUAAGAAUCUGACAUGGCUCCGACACCAAAAUAUUGUGCGGUUAGUUGGCUAUUGCUACGAUAUUCAGGAAAUACAAGUAAUGCACGAAGGAAGGUUGAUUCUUGCUGAAAGGACACAUAGGGCGCUCUGCUUGGAGUAUAUGUCUAAAGGAAGCCUUGAAAAUUAUCUUUCUGAUGAAUGUGAUAGAUAUGAUUGGCAUACAGGAUAUGGAAUAGUUAAUGGGAUUUGCCAGGGUUUGAAGUACCUCCACAAUGAAUUAGAACCUCCCAUUUAUCAUUUGGAUUUAAAGCCAGCCAAUGUAUUGCUGGAUGAGAACAUGGUUCCCAGGAUUGCAGAUUUUGGGAUGUCAAGGCUCUUCACAGAUGAACAAACACGAGCUACAAGAAGCUCUUUAGGAACAUUUGGGUACUUGCCACCGGAAUAUAUACACAAUAAUUUAAUCUCAAAUAAGUUCGACAUAUUCAGCUUGGGUGUUGUAAUUAUAAAGAUAAUGGCAGGACGUGCGGGCUACUUCAAUAGCGCUGAAAUGCCAUCCCGGGAAUUCACUGAUCUUGUGCAGGAAAAGUGGACAACUAAGCUACUUGAAACAUUUAAUCUGAGGAAGGCAUAUUCUGCACAAGUAAGAAUAUGCAUUAAAAUAGCUUUAAGUUGUGUGCAGGAGGAUCGACAUAAAAGGCCAACUAUACAGGAUAUUGUUGAUAGACUGAAUAAUACAGUAGCUAAGUGUACUGAUGCGGCAAGAAUGGACUGGUUCUUGAUUUACCAGGACAGUUUAGGUCAUUUAACUCAACCUGGAAACAUAUCUAAUCUCCAUUGUGAACAAGAAACUCCGUCUAAAAACAACCCUUCCCCAUCUUACGAUAUGGAGGCUGAUAAGAACAUUUUCCCUCGGUAUGCUCAAGAUCCAAUUGAUAAACAUGUCAACCAUAUAUACCAUGGAUCCACUUUUAAUCAGGAUACAGCAACAAUUAUUCACUCUACUUGUUUUGAAGAAAAUGCUAGUCCUACAAAAGCAGUAUUAGAUGGUGACUCGCCGAAUGACAAUCAAGAGUACUCAGCUGAUGGUAAUUCAUUACCUGGUGUUGAGGGAUUUCAAAUUUCCGGCGAUCCUAAACCAGGAUCUACUUUAAGAGCAUGCGGUUUUUCUAUAAAUGGUACUACAGUUUGUCAUAUCCAGUGGGUUCACUAUCUUAAAGAUGGGACCAGGCAUUCUAUUGAAGGUGCUACGACGUCUGACUAUGUGGUUACUGCAGAUGAUGUUGACACUCUUCUUGCUGUAGACUGCACUCCUAUGGAUGAUAAUGGUCGCCAGGGUAAUUUGGUGAUGGAAUUUGCUAACAAUGCCAACAAGAUAACCUGCGACCCAGAACUGCAGAAUGACGUCAAUAUAUGUAUUUCAAGGGGGAGAGCCGACUUUGAUGUUUUUGUCCUGCAGAUGUAUUCUCCUGAGGAAUGGGAACAUGCCACUUUAGUGCUUAGACGAACUGGAUAUCAAGUUAACUUAAGCCGUAAGGAUGAAAUUUUAAUUGACGAGAAAUAUUCACCAAAUGUACAGAUAAAAAUUCCCAUUGGACGAACUACUCAGUUUAUUUUAGUAAGCUCUAGGGGUGUAAAUCUACCAUUUAAUACACAGGGCAUAACAGAGCCCAGUACCGAGGAUAAUGACAUAAGGCUACGCGAUCUAACCGUAUUGGUCUUUAGAGCCUUCCAGAAUAAGGUAUAUUUGACUUUCUGUGUACGAUAUAUGGUCUGUGUCAAAUUGUCUGUUCCAUUUUCUUUUCUAUGAUUGAACUGAAUUUAAUGCAGACACCGCUAUCUUCACUCGUCCUCCCAAAAGAAACAGAUGCCAUUUCAUUUGCAAAGGAAAAAAAUAUAGAUGACAUUCCAUCAUCGAGCACGAAGAAUCCCAUCGCUGAGCCACCUGCCUUCUUGUCGAAGAAGAGAUGGCUUAGUUCCUUUUUCAAAAGGAAAGGCAAGGGCCUAGCUAGAUGUGCCAGCCAAGAAAAUUCCCUUUAGAAGAGUUCUGCUCAUUGUUCUGUGCAGGUUUUCAUUUUUUGUCAUGAGGUGAAUGGCUAAGAGUAUUUAUCUUUUUUCUUCGUCCCAUUUUAUUACAUUUAUGAGGUAAAACUGGAGCAAACCGACAUGUUGUAACCAACUUCUUAUGUUCGAUAGUAGACAUAAUUAACUAGAA